Messenger RNA from Volvox carteri f. nagariensis, 2897 nucleotides. RefSeq lists its product as uncharacterized. Lineage: Eukaryota; Viridiplantae; Chlorophyta; Chlorophyceae; Chlamydomonadales; Volvocaceae. The coding region runs from base 132 to 1199 and encodes 355 amino acids. The record is from RefSeq and is a predicted model, not a curated record. The transcript is spliced from 8 exons.
GCCUACAGGCUGAUGUUUGUGGAUGUGUAAGUAGGUAUUUUAGCCUUGAACGCCACUACGGUGGAUUGGUAGCUGGCAGCAGAGCGUGGUCAAGCUUGAGUACCUUGCGUCACGUUUUGCAUUACUUAAACAUGGCGUUCAAGGUGGUGCAGCUGGGACUGCUCAGCGUCCUAGUGGGCGUGGCGGUGACUGGUGUCCAAGUAGCUGCGAGCGGGAACUCAUUCCCUUUCUCCCAGUGCGAGAGCUCGGCGCUCAAGAGCCCGUACCGCGUGAAGUAUGAUGGCUUCCUGAUCGAUUAUGAUAAUCAAGACUGGACCUGCUUUAGGAUGUACCUCGACACGGAUGCAGCGACUGACUGCCCAGCCAAGGCAACCGAUACGCCUGAUUGCUGCAGUCCGUCGCUCGCCAAGAUCGAGUUCAACGCUGCACCCUCCUGUGAGGGCUACGUUACCAAGGCGCUGAUGUUCAAGGGCUACGACGACUCGGCGAACGGCGUUGUGGAGAAGAUCUUCCCCGUGGGUAUCGAGGUGCUCACCCCCGACGUGUCCGCUGUCAUCCGGAUCUCGAAGGGUCUCAACCUGGACCAGUCAGUGCUGGCCAAGUACCCUGAGGGUCUGCCAUUCUGCCUGAACCGCAAGCCCGACGUCUGCUCGGAGGCCCAGACGUACAUGUACGAAGGGACUGCCGUGUACCAGUACGCCAUCUUCGACGCCAGCUCGGAGUGCUGCCCCACAGGGUGCAAGUCCUUCGCCCCGACUGACUACCCCUGGCGCGCCGUGUUCCACAACGUCACUGAGGGCAAGGGCGGCCAGCGUGUGUGCAUGAAGCUGUACGUGGACGAGGCCGCUGCCGCCACCUGCAACAACGCGGUCGGCUGCUGCACGCAGCGCCUCCAGAAGGUCGAGAUCCUGGCCAACCGCCAAUGCCGGGGCUCCAUCUCCCAGUUCACGAUGACCGGCGUCACCGGCACCAAGUCCUCCUUCCUGUGGCACAACACCUUCCCCACGCUUAAGUUCACUAACCUCAAUCUGCCGUACAAGGUGGGCGAGGAUGGUGCCUUCCUGUGCUUCUCCAUCAAGGGCCCCAGCUGCACCAACCUCCAGCAGCUCUGCUCGGAGGGACCUCGGGGCUGUGAGGUGGCUACAUUCGCGCCACCAGGCAACUCCUGUUGUCCGAUCAACUACAUGCCCUACGUCUAAGCUCUGGGCGCGGCUGAGCCGCCAACCAACUAAACCGCCCCACACCGAGCUUAACUUCAGGCCCAGUGACACACGUGCUAAAGUACCGAUCAUCACCGCCACCAUCACUGCGGUGACGGCAGGGGGCCCUGUGGGGCUGCGGUGGGGCAAGGCACAUGCUGGUGUUGAGAUGUGUGAGAUGGGAUGACGAAAUGGACGGAAUGGUAUGGCGUGUCCAAGUGUGAUAGCUGGCAGGUGUCAGGCGUGGCGCAUGAAUGACUGUGGGGGCUGGUUGUGAUGGGACGCGCGACAUAGUCCCGGGCACCCAUCCCGUGCUGGCGCCCUGCCCUGCCCUGCCCUGCUUUGCCCCGCACUUGAGCGCUUUUCCUUUUGCGCUUUCCCGUGUAUGAGGGUGCCACGUCCCUCCCCCGGCCGUUCUACCCUCUCCCGCUUCUACCGCAUCACUGCCGCCCUCUUGCGAGCUUAGGGCAGGGCAUGGCACGGCCAGGCAGGGCAGGGCCGGGCAGGGCCGGCGAAAAUGAUUUGCAGGAUGCGCUCUGAGCUCUGAGAAUUUAACCUUGCGCAAGUAGUUCGUGUGCAUUUGCCGACGGACAACUGUUUAUCCGAGGGAAUAUCGCUUAUGACUCUGUAUGAUGUGGAUGUAUGUUUGUAUGUAUGUACGUAUGGUAGAUGGGAGCAUGUCUGUGUGUACGUGCGUUGCGUCUUUAGGUCGCUCGGGGGCUUAUGCGCCUGCAGGAGCUGUGGCGGACUGCAUCCGUACCGUGUGGUAUUUUGCCGUACGUGGGGUCUCGUUGAGUUGCGGUCGAGUUGCUCUCAAGGGGAGGGGGCUACGUGCAAGGCAGUGGACUGCGGCGUGGUGUGUUUGCGUGCCAGGCUUUCCUGGGGCCCUAACUUUGCCGUCGACUGACAGACAGACAGACUGACAGGCGAAUGGUCGUGGUCACAGGCGGGUUGGGUGGGGCAGCAACCACCCCUCAGUGUUUUCCCUUUUGCAAUAUCCCCCUCCCCCCUUCUAUUCCUACUCUUCUUCAACCAUACCCCGUCAAUUUGGCCUAUGUCCAUUCCUUUAACACCCUUGGCAUUCGAAAGCUACAUGGUUUCGUACGUUCACUCAUCCAUUCACUCAUUUAUCCAUCGCCCCAUCUGUCACAGCAAGCGGGCUGCACAGCACUUGUGAACUUUGCUGCAAACUGGUGUACUAAAACGGGUUUUACUGUCAGCUUGGUCGAUCCCAGGCCGUGGGUGGGGAGAUGCAGGCGGGCAUGGGCAUGCAAAUGGUGGUGCUGGCUGGCUCGAGGAGUCCUUAGCGUGAUGGUGCGUGCCCCUAUGUGUCCAUGCGUAUACGUAUGUGAAUGUGUGCACGUGUCUCUUUUGAGACAAUGAGCACCUUUCACACACUACCGAAAUGUAUACUACGCGCACGCGCACGCCUGUUUCUUGAUGAUCACAACGACGAAUCGAGUGCAUGCAACGCAACGCAAGCCAAAGCAUGCUGCUGCAAGCGUGAACGGGUGUGUCGUGGUGUAUGUGGCCGUACGUGAGUAUGUAUGUAUGCACAUGUGCUGCGCGUGUCAUUUGUGCUGAAGACCUUCUCUAUCUUUUCAGGAUGUGAUGGGUUUUGCGGGAGGUGUUAGUUGCAAGGGUAUCUGCGAAGAGAGACAACGGAAAUAAGGAAAGCAGAGGAGGCUCGCACGGAGC